Messenger RNA from Pogona vitticeps (central bearded dragon), 1151 nucleotides. The record is from RefSeq and is a predicted model, not a curated record. Lineage: Eukaryota; Metazoa; Chordata; Lepidosauria; Squamata; Agamidae.
GGCGGGGCAACCCUUCCGGCCGAGGCGCGCCCCCUUUUAAAGACGCCACGUGACCGGCCGGUGACGCUCCACUCACGUCAUGGCCCUGACGUAGCCGGCCUGCCUUUCCGCCCACCGCCCCGCUCGCCUAGGGGGAGAGCGACGUGUGACGUCACGACGGCCGCCGCCAUGUCCGAGAGGCGAGCCGUGGGCGGGGCAAAGCAGCAGGAGGGGGCGGGGCUCGCUCUCCGCCGGCAGCCAAGAUGGCGGAGCUGGACCUGCUGGGCUCGAUCCUGAGCUCCAUGGAGCCCCCGCCGGGGCUGGGCGACCGCGAGGCCCGCCGGGCGAAGCGAGAUCUCAGCCUUGCCGUCGUCUUCUCCUCUUUCAGGCACGACGUGGUGGAAGUGGCCGGUCUCACCUCUUUCUCCUUUGGAGAUGAAGAGGACUCGCGAUACGUCAUGAUUUUCAAGAAGGAAUUUGCUCCCUCCGAUGAAGAGUUGGAGGCCUAUCGCCGGGGCGAGGAAUGGGACCCACAGCAGGCUGAGGAGAAACGGCGGCUUAAGGAGCUGGCACAGAAGCAGGCAGAGGAGGAGGCGCUGAAAGGGCCGACGGUGGUGAACCCAAACACGGACUACAAGGACAAGUACAGCCACCUCAUCGGCAAAGUGGCUGCCAAGGAUGCCGCCCACGCCAUGGAGGCCAACAAGGCCUACGGCUGUGUUCCUGUUGCCAACAAGCGGGACACUCGCUCCAUCGAGGAGGCCAUGAACGAAAUCCGCGCAAAGAAACGCCUGCGCCAGAGCGAGGACGAGAGCGCUGUGCUGUCCUCGAGCAGCUCCUAGGAGCGGCGGGGAGUGGCCUCGUGCCUUCUGGGUGCAUUUGACUCUUUCAGGGAUUGCUCCUGCCGUUUGGGGGGUCCCGGAUGGGGGGUGGGGAGGGUUGUUGCAGUGCCUCCUUCCUUGGCCCCCUCUCGCUGGGUUCCCUCCCCACCUUUUCCUUUUCAGUCUUUGGCGUUUUGUAGCCUAUGAGUGCAUUUUACUAUUAGAAAGAAAGGACAUGCUAUUUUAAAAGUUUUAUUGUCUUGGUGAAAAAGAACCAAGAUGGGGGGGGCUAGUAAGGUAUAAAUGUGCAUGCAUGCACACACACACACACACUUUGAAGGUGUGUUGGUA